AUGCCUUCCAAGACAGAUUUCAUGAGUGACAUCUGGAAAGAUGGCCUCUUUGACAACAAAGUGGUCUUCUGUACCGGUGGCGCAGGCACUAUUUGCAGUGCCCAGGUCCGCGCCCUUGUGUACCUCGGUGCCGAUGCGUGUAUCGUUGGUCGUAAUGUAGAGAAGACCGAGCGUGUCGCUAAGGAUAUCGCAACUGUUCGCCCAGGUGCCAAGGUCAUUGGUAUCGGCGCUGUGGAUGUCCGUAAAUACGAUAACCUGGAGGCUGCUGCGCAGCGAUGUGCCAAAGAAUUUGGCGGUAUUGACUAUGUGAUCGCCGGUGCUGCGGGCAACUUCUUAGCUUCCAUUGAGCAAAUUUCUGUCAAUGCCUUCAAGUCUGUCAUCGAUAUCGAUGUUCUGGGCUCAUACCACACUCUCAAGGCUACAUUGCCAUUCCUGCUUCAGUCAGCUGAAAAGCACCGAUAUGAUGCCAAGACCCACACCCCAUCUCCCCUCGGUACCGGUGGUAGAAUCAUCUUCGUUAGCGCUACUCUCCACUACCGUGCCAUGCCUUUCCAGGCUCAUGUCUCUGUCGCCAAGGCGGGUAUCGAUGCUCUAUCGGACUCGGUCGCCAUUGAGUAUGGUCCUCGUGGUAUAACUUCUAACAUCAUUACUCCGGGCCCGAUCGAGUCUACUGAGGGUGUGGAUCGUCUCAUUCCAUCGCACCUCAAGGAGGCGAAUAUCCAGGCUCAGCCCCUCGGCCGCCUUGGACAUGUACGAGACAUCGGAGACGCUACUGUGUAUGUCUUCUCUGAUGCUGGAAAUUAUGUCACCGGUCAAACACUAGUUGUGGACGGCGCACACUGGCGUAUGUCAGGUGCCGGUGGUACCUUGGACUACCCCGGUGCUCUCUUGUCUGGUAAACCUGUUGCCAAUGUUGCGGGAUCGAAGAAGGCGAAGCUUUGA
Penicillium malachiteum is the source of this 942-nucleotide messenger RNA. RefSeq lists its product as uncharacterized. NCBI's taxonomy places the organism in Eukaryota, Fungi, Ascomycota, Eurotiomycetes, Eurotiales, Aspergillaceae. The transcript is spliced from 6 exons. The record is from RefSeq and is a predicted model, not a curated record. The coding region runs from base 1 to 942 and encodes 313 amino acids. Gene Ontology annotation, molecular function: 2,4-dienoyl-CoA reductase (NADPH) activity. Gene Ontology annotation, biological process: fatty acid catabolic process.